CGCUAAGUUAGCCUGCUAUCUGGAAAGAGACGGAGGUGAACGGGAUCUGUUUCUCUGGAGGAAAAGUUGGUGCUGUGAGUUUGUAAAAAUGUCUAAAGUCCAAACGCUGAGAGCUUUUGUCAACCAGCGACUCACUUUGGCCGCUGAAGAGAUUUUUGAGCUGUUUGAAAGAACGAUAGCAGACUACGAGGAGGAAGUUUGUCGACAACGCAAACUACUGGACGCUGUUCUCCAGCCUGAAGUCCGCUUACACAGAGCCGACGUGGAGCUGCGGUCGGUGAGUGAAGGAGAGGAUCCCCCUGAGCGGCAGGACUGGAGCCCCAGUCUGGUCCAGGAGGAUCCACCAGAGCUGCCACACAUUAAAGAGGAACAGGAGGAACUGUGGACCGGUCAGGAGGGAGAGCAGCUUCGAGGGCCGGAGGAGGCUGAUGUCAUGGAGGCCACGUUCACUCCUGUCUCUGUGAAGAGUGAAGAAGACGAUGAAGAGAAACCUCAGUCCUCUCAGCUUCAUCAAAGACAGACUGAAGAGAUGAAAACAGAAGCUGAUGGAGAGGACUGUGGAGGACCAGAACCAGCCAGGAGCUCAGAUCCAGAUACCCAACCAGAUACUGACCACAAGAGUUCAACCUCCUCUGACUGUGAGACUGAUGACAGCUGUGACUGGGAGGACAGCAGAGAACCUCGGUCAGGUUUAAACCCUCUGCAGGACAAUGAAGGACAUCAGCAGAAACACAAUGGACUCCAAACAGGAGAGAAACCAUUUAGCUGCUCAGAUUGUGGUAAAAGAUACCUCAGGAAGAAAUCCUUCAUGACUCACAUGAGGCUUCAUUCAAAAGGAAAACAUUUCAGCUGCUCAGUUUGUAAGAAAACUUUUCAGCGCAGAGUCGAUGCUGUGAGGCACAUGAAGAUCCACACAGGAGAGAAACCUUUCAGCUGCUCAGUUUGUAGUAAAAGAUUCCACAGGAAGGACAAGUUAAUGGAGCACAUGAGACUUCAUUCAGGAGAAAAACUUUUUAGCUGCUCAGUUUGUCAGAAAACCUUUCAGUGGAGAGGAGAUGUUGUGAGGCACAUGAGAGUCCACACUGGAGAGAAACCUUUCUGCUGCUCAGUUUGUGGUAAAGAAUUUGCACUCCAUGGAAAUCUGAGACAGCACCUGACGGUCCACACAGGAGAGAAGCCUCUCUGAGAUGAUCUCUCAUGCCCGUCAUGUCAAGUUGCUCUGCUGAUUUUUUGUUUUUUACAGUUUGGGAAGCUGAUUUAUCUAAUUUUGUUUUUCUUUGAUCUUUUCUGUUUUAUCCAAACAGUCAAUAAUCAGCAGAUGAAUUCAGAAUGAAAUUAAUCUUUAGCUCUAAAAUUGUUCAAAAUGAGCUCAGCCAAGCUGCAGCACAGCAACAGUUUGGUGCCACCUGGUGGUGGAAGGUUAAACUGAACUCUGUGGUCGAUGUGUGAACUGCUCAUCACAGAGGGAAUACAUUGUGAAUAUUACAAAAGAAAAGAAUAAACAUGCAAACUAUUUCACAUUUAAAUGUUCCGUACAAGUUCACAGUACCUGAGUUAUGCUGACCGACUGAACGAUCCAACAGCACAGAAAACAACUGCUGCUUAAACUGAAGUCAAAUGUUCCUUUAUACUAAGUGUCCAUAUUUAUAAUAAUAAACAUAUUUUGCUGAAA
Messenger RNA from Scatophagus argus, 1672 nucleotides. RefSeq names its product zinc finger and SCAN domain-containing protein 12-like. The coding region runs from base 89 to 1186 and encodes 365 amino acids. Gene Ontology annotation, biological process: regulation of transcription by RNA polymerase II. Gene Ontology annotation, molecular function: RNA polymerase II cis-regulatory region sequence-specific DNA binding; DNA-binding transcription factor activity, RNA polymerase II-specific. Gene Ontology annotation, cellular component: nucleus. The record is from RefSeq and is a predicted model, not a curated record. The transcript has 2 exons. NCBI's taxonomy places the organism in Eukaryota, Metazoa, Chordata, Actinopteri, Scatophagidae.